GUCAAAACAAGUUUUCGCUCGCAUUUGCAGUCUUUAUUUUUCUUAUUUUUGCGUUGAUAAACAAAGGUUACUUCAUUAAUGUGUAAUGAGUUUUCUUUUUAAUUGUAAUUCGGUUUAUGUUUCAAUGUAGUGCUUGUGAAAAUCACUUUUUUAUCUGUAUUGCGUCGUGUUGUUUAACAUGGAUGGAAAUUCAGAAUUCAUUGCGAAUUUUGAGAGUUUACUAAGACAAAAGAGCAGUAAAAACCCUCCAAUACUGUACAGAAACACAAGAAAAGAAAAUACACUUAAUUUUAAACCGAUACAGACUAUAACAGCUAAAGAUGUGAUAAUGAACGUAGCUAAGCAAUUGAAAGCGACACAAAACGCCGAUUGCAUGAAAACUGGUAAAAAGUCUGUUUUAAAUAAAAAUCGAUACAAGAAAUCGACUUUUGUACCUGUAAAUAUGUUGAGGGAAGAGGAGCUACCUCUCAAAAAAUCCAAGUUUGAUACUCAGCCAGUAUCCGAUACACAAUUGAUCAACAUUGUUCAAGAUGCAGAAGCUCUGGACGGACCAAGUGGCAUGACGCAAGAGUUUGACACUUCAUUCUGCCAUAGCCAUACUGAAGAUGGAGGACAAACACUCCAACAACAUUACAAAACAGACAAAAAUCCAAUAUUUCCUGUUCUCGACAUCACAUUGAAAGAGCCUGACCGUAACUCAAGGCUAGACCACAUAAAUUCAUCUCCUCUAGAACCUAAUACCGUUGUUAACACCCAAAAUGUUGAUAUCGCAACUGAAAACGAAGAUACGGUACUCAAACUAGACACACAAAUCGAAAACUGUACUCAACUUUUAAAUGAUUGUGUUGAAAUAGAAAACCAACUAGAUGUUCCCAUGCAAGACACCUCAAUACAUGAACCUUUAAGUCCAAUUUUUUGUGUAAAAUCUAAGAAAAUUUCGAACACCUCGUCUGCUUUAGUAUUCAAUCUCGAAUCUUUCGAGAAAUUCGAAGCUCUCGCGCAACCAGUCAUUGAAGAAACUUCUGACCCAGUAAUUGCGAGAAAAAUGAUCAAUUCUCAAAUUCUCGGCAAAGAAUUGUUCAUACAGGCUGAUUUCGAGCCUACUGUCAACAGAGUUGAUCAAAUAAGUCCCAUCAUUGAGUUGAGUAACGAAGUGUUAAAGGUGGAUAAAGAGUUUCUUAACAAAAACUCUUUGAAGGCUACCCUCGAAAGUGCCAAAGAAGAUGCAGAAGAUACAAAAGAAAAAGGAGGAACAGAGAGCGAGAAAGAAGUCUUUAAAGACGAAAUUCUUUUCAGCAGUGAUGAGGAAGGCGAUUAUGUUUACAAAUCAUACCAAGACCUGCCAUUUACUUGUGCCUUAGAAACCUCUUUCUACGAUCAUAUUGAUGUCUUGGACAAGACAAUGUUCGUAGGCUUCCAGACAGCGAGCAACAAAUGUAUUCAGAUAAAUUCAGAAUCUUUUUCAAAAGCCAAAGGCUUGUUUGUUGAUAUAGAUGAAGAUGUAAAGAAAGAAGCUACUGUGACAGAUUUAGUUAAGAUUUGUGAUACUAAUUUUAGUGUGGAUGAUAAUGGUAAUAAUAAUACAGAGAAACUUGAAGUCGGUGCUGCUAGCGACAUUAAAGUUGAAGAGGAUGUGUUACCAAGUAACAAUCCUGUAGAAAUUGUGAAAGAUUGUAAAGGACUAAAAGAGACAGAUAAGUUUAAUGUUAUUAAUGAAAAUACGGAAGAUCUAUUUGCAGAUGAUGAUUAUUGUGAUAUGUUAAGUGUACAUUUUGAUGAAAAGAAUAAAGAUAAAACAGACAAUGUACAACUUGUUAAAGAAGAAAACCUCGCCUAUUCUGUGCCUGUAAAACAGGACAAAAAAUUCGAAGGGUUCAAGACAGCUAAUAAUAAAAUAAUUCCACUUUCAGAAAAAGCACUGGAACGAACGAAAACAAUAUUCCAAGAUAUUAUUAUCGAUGAAAAUGUGCAAUUUAAAUCUAUUGCUAACAACGAAGUAACGAACGUAAAACCAAAACUAGCUACAAAGAUUGAGAAAGAAGAAAAAAGCAUUUUUAGCGACGAAGAAGACAUUAUAUUUGAAGAAUAUAAUCAAAACGAACAUCUCAAUGAAAUUACUAAAAUGGACGAUGAAAUAUUUCAAGAGUUUGAAAACGAAAUGGGACAUGAGGAACAAACAGAUACAAAAAAAGAAGAGAAAGCACCUGAAUUUGUCGGUUUUAAAACUGCAAACAAUAAAAAUAUGAAAAUAUCGGAUGCGGCAUUAGCUAAAACUAAGAAUAUUUUUCAAGAUAUUGAUUUAAACGAUAAAUUCGAUAUUAAAAGUAAAGAUACUGAUUCGAAACCUGCAGAAGAAAUGCUUCUGUAUCCGACGACUGGACUUGAAACAGUUGAUAAUAAUAAAUCUAACAAACAUGUUGAGCUAAACCUAGAAAAUGUGGGUUUUAAAACUGCUAGCAAUAAGAACAUUGAGAUAUCUAGAAAGGCAUUGUCUAAAAUUAAGAAGAUUUUUAGUGAUAUUGAAUUCACGGAUGAUUUUAAAUUAACUGAUAUUCCUAAUUCAGUUAUUGAUGUCAAUGAUGAAGAUGAAGCUAGAGAAGUACAAAAAAAAUCUCACCACGAUGAUCAACUAUCAAGAAGUAAUAGUUACGCUGGCUUCCGGACUGCAAGCAAUAAAGAUAUAAAAAUUACAGAACAGGCGCUUUUGAAAACAAAAAAUAUUUUCCAAGAUAUUCAUUUAGAAAAUGACAAGUCUAAUAGUAGAAAAGUAUCUAUUGAUUCUAUAAAACCUGUUGAAAAAGUCGACAGCAAAGAGAUUGCAUUUCCUGGAUUUAAAACUGCAAGCAACGAAAAAGUUUCUAUAUCAGCUAAUGCACUUGUUAAAAGUAAAAAAGUUUUCAGUGAUAUAGAAAAUUUAAACACUUUUGAUGAAAACGAAAAUAAGGAUGACGAAACCGAACCUCCUUUUUAUGGCUUUGAACAAGCUGAGAACGAUGUUGCAAAUAUUGAAACAGCUUUGGCUAAAAGCCAGGUCAUACUUGAAAAAAUUGGUUAUCACGAUGUUUUGAGUAAUCCUAGCCUUAGCAAAGUGUCUAGUGACGUCAUAAUUAGCGAUCAUGUGCAAAUAAAUCAAGGGUUCCAAGCGGCAAGUGACAAACCCGUUACAGUAUCAGCAGAAGCUGUAGAAAAAGCUAAAAAUAUGUUUAAAGAUAUAGAUACAACGAAAACGGAUAAAUCUAUUUCAGGAAGUGAAGCUAAUAUUGACAAUAAGAAUUCAGUGUCAAAUUUUGGAGAUUUCAAGACGGCUAGUAAUAAAGACGUGACAGUAUCUAUGGCGGCUUUGGAAAAAAGUAAAAAGAUAUUUCACGAUAUUGAUAAGGAUGAUAACAGCGACAUCUACUUAGAAAAAGGAGGUAUUUUAAAAGAACCAGAAUUCAAAGGUUUCAUUACAGCCAGCAACAAAAAUGUGAAGAUAUCUAAAGAAUCUCUAGUUAAAAGCAGAAAGUUAAUGCAAGAUAUUGAUGAACAGAAAGAUAAAACACAAAGCCAGAGUGCAGAUUCUAUUCCAACGUUCAGGGGUUUUCAAACAGCGAGUAAUAAAAAAGUUAAAAUAUCUGAAGAAGCUCUCGCUAAAAGUCGAGAGUUGUUUCAAGACAUUGAUAAGCAAACACCGAUUGACAUAAGUCUCAAUCAUCCUGAAAAAUCGAAUGUGUUUCCAGCAUUAAAGAGCUUUCAAACUGCUAACAACAAACAAGUAAAGGUUUCUAAAGAAGCUCUGGCGAAAAGUAUAAAGAUCUUUCAAAAUAUUGAUCUAAAAGCACCUGAAGAUAUGAAUAAUGAUUCUAUUCCACAAUUCAAAGGAUUUCAAACUGCUAGUAACAAAGAAGUAAGAAUUUCAGAAAAAGCACUCGCUAAAAGUAAAAAGAUCUUUCAAGACAUUGAUGAAAAGGAGUUAGUUGACAUAACUGAAACACAUUUAGGAAAUAUAAAUGAGGUUCCUACAUUUAAAGGCUUCCAAACUGCCAGUAACAAGAAAGUCAAAGUAUCCGAAGAAGCUCUAGCUAAUAGUAAAAAGAUGUUUCAAGAUAUAGCCGAGGAGAAAGUAGGAAAUAAAGAUGCAGAUUCUAUUCCACAAUUCAAAGGUUUCCAAACGGCUAAUAACAAACAAGUUAAGGUAUCCAAGGAAGCUCUUGCUAGAAGUAAAAAGAUCUUUCUAGAUGUAAGUGAAGAUACUGUUGAAAAAAGUGAUCUUAAUAUUAAAAGGCCAUCUUUCAAAGGUUUUCAUACGGCAAGUAAUAAACAAGUACAAAUCUCUGGCACUGCUCUGAUUCGAAGCAGAAAAAUAUUCGAAAACCUCGAUUUGGACGUACCUAUAGUAAACGAAGAGUUUAAUGAACAUUCUAUAGCAAAUGAAAACAUUCUAAAGAAUAAAAAUAUCGGUUUUAGAACAGGUAAUCACAAUAAAAUUGCGAUAUCUAAAGAAGCAUUAAUAAACUCUCGAAAACUAUUUUCUGAACUUGACAAUUCUUAUAAUAAAAAUCCUAAAAUGGGUAAAGAAAUGUAUAAAUCAGAACUGGCUACAAAAGCGGGUAUCAAGAGUAACAACGAAAGACAUAAUUCUGUCAAAGAAGAUCACGAUGUUGCUAAAACUACUGUCAAUAAAGAUACGGACAAUAUAGAUAGCAUAAUCAACACACAAGUAUUGAAUAACUUCGAAAUGACUUUAAACACUGAAGAUUUCUUGAAAGAGGAAACUCCAAAGAAAUCGAAAAGGUCAGGAAGUCCCAUCCUUUCAUGUCCAAAAGCAAAGAGGCGGAAAGUGUUCCAAACUCCUUACAGCCAGAAAAUCAAAGAAGAAAAAGACGUUCAAUUCAAACCUCCAAAAGCAUCACCAUCGAACGUUUUCAAAUUCGAUGCAAAUUACAAAAAAACAAAGAUGUACACUUUGAAAGACUUAGAAAAUCUCGAAAAGGAAUCCUUAAAUCCUGACGAAACAGAUUCCUACAUUUCGAAUUUUAAAUUCGAAAACUUACUUUCUUUCGAAUUUUUCGGGAAACGGAAUGACUUAGACAGAUCAACUAUUACUAUAACUGACUUGAAAAAGCUCUUCUUGGAUUCAGUCAACAAGAAAUUAGUACCAGAAGGUUGGCUAGACAUACAUUUAAAACUAAUAAUAUUCAAAUUACUUUCGUACGAGUUGAAAUUUCCAAAGACUAUGAACUUCGUGUGUACUGCCAGGAACGUCAUAGAGCAACUAAAAUACAGAUAUGACAAGGAAUUGUAUAAUGCUGAGAGAUCAGCGCUAAGGAAGAUUAUGGAAAAAGAUGACAUCGCAAUGAAGACUUUAGUUCUUUGCGUUGUUGAUGUAUAUUUAGACAAAUCUGCUAGCAGCACUACCAACAUACCGAACACAGAGCUGCUUCUUUCGGACGGUUGGUACUGCAUCAGGGCGGUAACAGAUAGAAUGUUGGCCAAAUUGGUACAUGAUGACAAAAUCAGGAUUGGCACGAAAUUGGUCACACAUGGAGCUGAGUUGGUUGGAUCCGAGCAGGCGGUUUCUCCCUGGGAGGAUACUGCAUCAAUCCGUCUGAAACUCUCCGGCAAUUCGACGCGGCGCGCGCACUGGCACGCCCGCCUCGGUUACCAUGGCAACGGCGCCAUCUUGUCGCAGCUGUCAAACGUGGCGCAAGAUGGCGGGAAAGUGUCAAAGUUGCGAGUCUAUGUGACCAGAGUGUAUCCUGCAUUGUAUAUUGAGAAGUUUGAGGAUGGUAGUACUGUUACCCGGUCAGAACGUCUAGAGACUUUGCAUCAAAUGAGAUAUGAGACGGACAAACAGAUGCAGCUUGAGAAGAUUUACGAAGAAGUUGAGAAGGAGAUUUAUGAUCAGGACUCCCAAGAUUCCGAAGGCUCAGUACCAUCAGGCAGCAAGAGGAAAUGUCUAGACUCCGGUUCUCAGAUAGCCAAGAUGAUGAAGAGGAGCAGAGAUCCUGCCGAGUUUAGGUCCAACUUAACGUCGUCACAAACCGACCUCCUAGUAGAGCACACGUCGAGACAACGCGAGAGACAACUCCAAUCCAUACAGAACAAGGUGCAAGAUAGACUGGCUAAAUCCGGCCUGAAUGUUGGCAGGAAUGUCGUGUCGCUAUUGAAGAUCAGAGUCGCAGGAGUUGAGGAGAGAGAAGACACUGUUGUUGUUAGUAGAGGGAUGUUGUCAAUAUGGAAGCCAAAUGAUGCCGUAACAGAGAUGAUCAGAGAGGGAACAUGGCUUGAAGUUAUUAAUGUCAUGCCUACUGCUGUCAGGUAUGCCGAAAUCCAACUUUCUGCCGGUCGCCAAUCUGUUUUCAGCCAGUUGAAAUACAAAGAAACCGAAAAAAUAAAACCAUAUUUAACGUCACUUAAAAGAACCUGCUACCCUAUAAAAGACCUAAUCAGAAAUCCUGGGAUGACCACAGACUAUAACGAAGUCGAUACCGCCGGAAUAAUAUUCGAAAUCGAUCCAUCGAUCAAGGAGUUCGAUUUGAAAAAGCAUCAAUUUCAAAACGUGCAUUUGACAGAUGGCGAGAUGAAUAUAAUCUGUGUUAACUUCUGGGGCGGUUUAAAAAAGUUCGGUUUCGAUGUUUUGGAUACUGGGCAAGUAGUUGCUGCUAUGAAUUUGCAGAAACGGGCUGGGAACUCUAGAAAAAAUAUUCCCCAUUAUAGGGUGACUGAGUUCUCUUACUUCACAAAGACACCUAAAAACGAAAAUGCAAGAAAAAUCGUCGACGAAUUGAGCAAAACAUUCUAUAGUUUAGACAAAAAAAAGUUUAUAAAUGACUGCAUUAAUACGAAGAAUAACUACUCUAUUAAAUUACAGAGUAAUGAGAAUAUAUCGCCAUACAGAUUCCCAAAUAUGGACUUAAAUUUGACAAAGAAUAAAAUGUUUUUAGAUUCGCCCUUGGCGCAGAAAAGUAAUCGAAUCGAUGAGAAUGUUAACCUUACAGGGUUGGACUUCGAGUCCACUUUUAAACAGACAGACACGCAAGAAUUGUCGCCAAAAACUCUAAUGAGGAAGAAGCAAGUUAAAGAAAAAAUUGCGAAGUUAAAAAGAUAUGGCGAACCGCCUCAGCUAAGCCCCAUGCAUAUCAUAAACAAAUCUAAUAUGGCGUUCAAAAGCCCGCUAAUUUCGAAAUCUGACGUUUCUAACAGUGUUGCCAGUGAAAAGAAAAUCCUACUAAAUCGUGAAAACUCAAUGACUGAUGAAGAAAUUAGUUGCAGCCCAGUGAUUUGUAUGAAUAGGACUUAUGUUAAAAGAGCAAACGUUAAUCCUGUGAAACUAAAUUUUUCUUCCAAUGGUGCCAUGAAUGAGACCAGUUUAAGUGAGGUUGUUGAUGAGUUUGCUGAAGAAUUUGACGGAAGUCCGCCUUUAAGUUUAGAUUAAGUUUGUAUAUUUGCUAAGUAGAUGAGGUGUUAGUGACAUCGUAACAAAUACUUAGGGGGAUGACUCAGACCAUGAUUCCAAGUUAAUAUCAAGUGGAAUUUUCCGUCGCAAAAUUCGUGAUUUAUUUUUAGUAUUUUUAAAUUAUUUUCAAUUCUAUACUUUUGCGAUGGAAAAUUCCACUUGAUAUUAACUGAGAAUAAUGAGAUGAAUCAUCCCUCUCAGUAUUCGUUACGAUGUCACUUACACCCCAUACAAGUACAUACAAGCAGCCAUACAAGUAGAUAUGGGUGUUAGUGACUCCGUAACGAAUACUGAGCGGGAUGGUUGAGACCACGAUUCUGAGUUCAUAUCAAGUGGAAUGUUGUCCUGUCGGAAAAUUCAUGAUUUUUUUUUUCUAUUCCAUACUUUUGCGACGGAAAAUUUCAUUUGAUAUCAACCCAGAAUCAUGGUCUGAACCAUCACACAAAGUUUUCGUUACAAUGUCACUAACACCCUGUAUGUCGUAAACUUAUGUAAGUUCUAACUGUAUAUUUGAGAAAAGACCGAAGAUUCUGCCAUAUUUCAUAUUGCCUGAAAAUUCAAUGGUCUAUGCUUGGCCCCGGAGAGAAAUAAUCGUUAGUUUAUGUAUGUAUGUGUAUGUAAAUAGUUUUGCUGAGCGCUGCUGGUGACUUCGACGGAUCCCAGGUCAAGAGACGCUGGUCAAGGGUUAGCAUCACCAACGGUUACAGCAAUAUCUUGUACCCACAUUAGAACCUUGUCGCAUUAAAAUAUUUGACAUUUAGUGAGAUUAGAAGUUGGAUUUGUCAAAAAGUUAAUGUGAUAAGGUUCUAUAUUGGGUACAAGAAGUUAUUCCUAUAAGUUUCAAAUUAUAUCGUAUAAGUUGUUAUGUUUAAUAAUCGUCCAGUGCCUAAUAAUAAUUAUCGUAAAAUCGUUAUAAAGUUGAUUAUUUAUGUAAAGUUUGUAAAUUGUAUAAAAAAUACAUAUAUAUUAUUCCAUAAA
Pectinophora gossypiella (pink bollworm) is the source of this 8416-nucleotide messenger RNA. It is a transcript of the gene Brca2, whose product is annotated as breast cancer type 2 susceptibility protein homolog. Gene Ontology annotation, cellular component: nucleus. Lineage: Eukaryota; Metazoa; Arthropoda; Insecta; Lepidoptera; Gelechiidae. The transcript is spliced from 10 exons. Gene Ontology annotation, biological process: regulation of DNA-templated transcription; double-strand break repair via homologous recombination. Bases 179 to 7417 code for a protein of 2412 amino acids. The record is from RefSeq and is a predicted model, not a curated record.